GCGGAACAGACCAGAACUAUAACCGGCUAGCAUACUGGACACCAGCAAACCAGAUUGAGCAGCUACACUGUGUACUUUACAUGGCUUCGUUGUAAAUAGAUCUAGUUUCCUUAUUUUGUUGAUUUGGCCUCCAACUGGCAGAUUGGGCAUGUGAAUUGCUGGUGACCGACUACAUAGGAUCGGAGAACAUAAGAUGGAAGAGGAAGAAGGAAAGACAGGGAAAAUGAAACUGGGAUCCCCAAAUUGGUUUCAAGCAGUGGUGGCACAUAUCUGGCAUACCUGUCACUCCUCCGAAUCCCCUGUCCCAGGCAGACAUUGGUAAUCAAGACUUUGCACCAAAUCCCUGUAGGGCUAGAGAAUCCCCAACUCAGUGCUCUGGACAGCUUCUACCAAUUGAUCGUGAAGCUUUCUUCUUGCUCUCCCAGAUUUUCCACUUCAUUCCUCUGGGGGAACGGCCAAGGAAGUAACCAAUGGCAAAACAAGAUACUUUUUUUCUUGGAGAUACUUUUUUUUUCUUUUAGCUUUUUUAAAGAUUCAUCUUCCCCACCCUUUGCUCCUUUCUAUUUUUCCUAUUAUGGUCUUCAACCCAAGAGCAUCCUGGCUCUGUGGCAGAGCUCUGGAGGAGGUAGGAUGUCAGGAGAGCGGAGUGAGACUUUGAGAGCUGGCCAGACCCUUGGCGAUUACCUUGACCACCCUUUCCAGUUGACUGACAGGAAAAGGAGGCCCAGCUUGAAGGAGGAACUUAGGACCACACAAUGAGUCCGUUUUCUAACACUGUAACAAAUAACCACAAAUUUAGUGGCUUUAAAAAAUCGAAUGUAUUGUAUUAACAGUUCUACAGGUCAGAAGCUGGUAUGGGUCUUUCUAGAAGAAAAUCAAGGCAUCAUUAGGCUGCGUCUCUUUGUAGAGUAUUUAGGGGAGGAUCGGUUCCCUGCUUAUUUGAGUUGUUGGCAGAAUUCAGUUCCUGUGGGUAUAGGACCAAGGUCACUGUUGCCUUGCUGGCUGUCAGCUAGGGGCCAUUCCUGCUUCCACAGGCCCCUGCACUCCUUGGCUCAUAGCCUGUUUCCACGAUCUUCAGAGAAAGCAAUGAGUGAAGCAGCAUGGAUGCCGUCAGCCAGGUCCCCAUGGAGGCUGUGCUCCCCAAGCACAUCCUGGAUAUCUGGGUCAUUGUCCUCAUCAUCCUGGCCACCAUUGUCAUCAUGACCUCUUUGUUACUGUGCCCGGCCACUGCGGUCAUUAUCUAUCGCAUGCGGACUCAUCCUGUCCUCAGUGGGGCUGUGUGAGAACCUCCCAAGAGGGGCAGUGAGGGAUGUGGAUGGUGUCCCCUCCCCCAGCCUCUUCCUUCUCAGAAAAGCGACGGGACGGGCUUUGCUGUGUGGACUCAGGAGCUUGAUAUGUGAGAGGAGAUCCGAGUUCUUGUUUGGAUUUUGCCACUGGCCAGCUGUGUGAGUUCAGUCAAGGGACCUAAUUCUGUGGGUUCCCGAUUCCUUUUAAAUGGGGGUCAUGAUCCCUGCCCUUCCUACCUCAUGGGGUUGUAAGAACCGAUGACUUGGUGGAGGUUACGGCUGUUUGCGAUAGUGAGCAGCAAAGCCACCAUGGAUGUACAGGUGUCACUGCUGAAUGCUGAGAAGCUUUGAAGAACCAAACAACCUAAUUACUGAUGGUGGCCUUCAAGGUGGUGAGGGAGACACUGGGGGCAGAGCAGCCUUUGCCAGUGCCCCUCAGGUCAAACCAAGCACAGGCACCCUAUCCGCAUUCCAAGGGGCCAGCAGCAGCACUUUGGUUCACAGCAUUUUCUUUGCUGUGCCCCUCUCUCACGUUAUGUAAUUUGGAGGGAACUGAGCACGGCAGGGGAAGGGAGAUGGGUCGAACUUCCCAGGACGUCUGUGCCAGAAUGUCGACAGUCAGGAGGGCUCUGCCAUUUCUUGGCAAUGCCAAGGGACCUGGGGUGACAGGCUUCUUUUUGCAUUGGAGUCUCAGCGCUGCGAUAGUCGAGCACUGCGGGAAAACACAGGGUGGUCGAGUUCCCUGGCCAGCUCUCAUGAUCUCCAGCCCCCACCCCCUUGUGUGCCCACACUUGAGAAAUGUCCCCCCACCCCAGCCCCUGCUAUCAUCAGCUCCGUGGUAUAAAGUGCAUGCCCUUCCCUCCCUCCCACCAGCACCGCAACCAAUCUAAGCUACAGAUUUUAAGAGAUGUUCCCGGGACUUUUGGAACUAACUUAAAACAACGGUGGUUAUUUUAGAUGCUAUGAUCUAUAUUUAUAUAGAUUUCUGGACUGCUCAAGCUCUUUGACCAAAAUCAAUGAUAUCUUGGGAUUUAUUAAAUUAUGUAAUAGCACAGACAUCAGAAUAUUGUGUGGAAGUAAUGCCUUUACUUUGGUCUGAUUUCGUUGAUGUACACAACCAAUUUCCAAUAAAGUGCUAGAAUGAG
Molecule: messenger RNA, 2431 nt
Organism: Prionailurus viverrinus (fishing cat)
Lineage: Eukaryota; Metazoa; Chordata; Mammalia; Carnivora; Felidae
Gene: SMIM3
Product: small integral membrane protein 3
Exons: 2
Coding region: 1101-1283 (60 amino acids)
Source: RefSeq, a predicted model, not a curated record